Molecule: messenger RNA, 3759 nt
Organism: Drosophila sechellia
Lineage: Eukaryota; Metazoa; Arthropoda; Insecta; Diptera; Drosophilidae
Gene: Atg1
Product: serine/threonine-protein kinase unc-51-like protein Atg1
Exons: 11
Coding region: 625-3192 (855 amino acids)
Biological process (GO): protein autophosphorylation; reticulophagy; peptidyl-serine phosphorylation
Cellular component (GO): phagophore assembly site membrane; autophagosome; cytosol
Molecular function (GO): ATP binding; protein serine/threonine kinase activity
Source: RefSeq, a predicted model, not a curated record
GUUUAGUUGUGUUUUCGUCUUGCCUUUUUCCACUAGUCUCUCUCGCGAAGUAGUUGGAAAAAUCACCUUUUGCAAAGUUUUCGCUGGGACCAAAAAGCUACAUUUUCCAAGAACCGUAAGGAAAUUGCGCUGAUCGUCCGUGUGUGCGUGUGUGUGGAUGUGAGAGAGUGUGUGCCAUCGAUCCUGCAAGUGUGUGUUUGUACGCGAGUGUGGGGCCGCAAAUUAAAAGCAAUACCACACUGAAAACCGAGAUAAUCGCACACGGAAAAGAACGGUUUAAUUCAAUUACAAGUGAAAUUAGAGAGAGUGCCCGAUAAUUGGUGGCCAGGUGGACGGAAAAGUCCGCGGUGGUGUUACGUGAAAAUUCCGGAGAUCGUCGAGGGCCAAAGAAUCCUUUAGUGGCUGGCCAAAGGGGAAAGAAAUUGAUUUUCCAUUUUCCACAAUUGCAAUUGGAAGCAAAAGCAAAGCAGAAGAGCGAAGAAAAGAAAAGGGGAGAGCAAGCGUGCGUGCACGAGCGAAAGAGAGUGUGGAGCUCGAGGGGGUGUACGAGAGUGAGAGAGAGAGAGGAAGAGUGGGAGAGAGCAGCACUUCCAGGCGUCGCAUCCUCCUCCUUUUUCGCAUGCAAUGAAUAUUGUCGGGGAAUAUGAAUACAGCUCCAAGGAUAUGCUGGGCCACGGCGCCUUUGCCGUCGUCUACAAAGGACGUCAUCGCAAGAAACACAUGCCGGUGGCCAUCAAGUGCAUCACGAAGAAGGGACAACUGAAGACUCAGAAUCUGCUCGGCAAGGAGAUCAAGAUCCUGAAGGAACUCACCGAGCUGCACCAUGAGAAUGUGGUGGCUCUGCUGGACUGCAAGGAGUCCCAGGAUUGCGUUAGCCUGGUCAUGGAGUAUUGCAAUGGCGGCGACUUGGCGGAUUAUCUGAGUGUGAAGGGGACGCUGAGCGAGGAUACCGUUAGACUCUUCCUCGUGCAACUAGCUGGUGCUAUGAAGGCACUUUAUACCAAAGGAAUUGUGCAUCGUGAUCUCAAGCCACAAAACAUUUUGCUAUCGCACAAUUAUGGCAAAACAUUGCCAGCUCCAUCGAAAAUAACCCUGAAAAUUGCGGAUUUUGGGUUUGCGCGAUUCCUGAACGAGGGCGCCAUGGCAGCCACUCUGUGCGGCUCUCCCAUGUAUAUGGCGCCCGAGGUGAUCAUGUCGCUGCAGUACGACUCCAAGGCGGAUCUCUGGUCGCUGGGAACGAUUGUCUACCAGUGUUUGACUGGCAAGGCGCCAUUCUAUGCACAAACGCCCAACGAACUGAAGUCCUACUACGAGCAGAAUGCUAACCUGGCACCAAAAAUUCCAAGUGGCGUGUCGCCAGAUCUGAGGGAUCUGCUGCUGUGCCUGCUGCGCCGCAAUUCCAAGGACCGCAUCUCGUACGAGAGCUUCUUUGUGCACCGCUUCCUUCAGGGCAAGAAGGCGGCCGCGUCGCCAGGUGAGCCUAGUCAAGCAGCCAACCUGCGACGACGAGUCUCUAAGAGUGGUGUUCUUGCAGUUGACAUGCCACCGCUGGGCGGAACACCGCCUGCCAAGGCCAAGAGCCCCUUGCAGCAGCAGCUGGAGCAGGAACUGAAGCUGGUCAAGCUGGCCGAGCAGCAGCAAAAGGAGUGCGAGGACCAGGAGGCCCAGGAGGACGAGAACACGGUGUCCGUGGUGGCCAAUCCGGCUAUUUGUGCCACCAUCACCAACGUGGGUGUCCUGUGCGACAGUGAGAACAACAGCGGUUCUUGCAGCUCCCACGAGGACUCCGAUGACUUUGUGCUGGUGCCAAAGAACCUUCCGGAGGACCAGCGCCAGGGUCUGGCCCAAGUCCAAGCCCAGCCCGCUUCCGGUGGCCAACGUCCACAGCAGCAACAAAAUCAAUCCAGUCCGCCACGUCCCAGCAGUCUGCCCAUCUCUGAACCCAAACCAGUACCGGCUCCCGCUCGACGCCAGGUGGCCAGGCCCGGGCCGUUAACGGUAGCCACACUGGGUGGCCAGCAGAUACCCCGAUCGCAGCCAAUUAGCGUGAAGCAACCGCGACCGGAUCAGCGCAAGAGCAGUGUGAGCAGUGACAUUAACUCGAUCUCACCGCCGGCGGUGCAGUUUGCCAUUGGUACGCCACCUACGCGUAUGCGUUCUGCCUCUGGUGGAUCGCUGUCGGAGACACCGCCGCCUCAUGCUCCUAGCACCUGGCAGGUGUCGCCAGGACACUCGCAGUCGCCGUUGCGCCGAAGUGGCAAUAGCUCCCCAGUUCUGCCGUCCGCAGCGCUUACCAAAUUGCCCACUUUGGGCAGUCCCACAAUGCUGGUGGCGCCGGGAUCAUUGGGCUCGAUUGGUUCGGCGGGCAGUGGAUCGGAGAACAAUAACCAGCAUCACAUGCUGGGACCGCGAGCUUUUACGCUGCCCGAACUGGGGGCCACUGGUGGCCUACAUAGUCUGCUGGACACAGGAGCCGGCGGCGGUGGGGAACCACAUGCAUUCCAGGCCCCAGAACUGUCCGAAGAGACGCUGAUGGAUCGCGAGCACAACGAGACAUUGUCUAAGCUGAACUUUGUGCUGGCGCUCACCGAUUGCAUCCAGGAAGUGGCCGAUUCGCGAUGCGCACCGCUCUCCACGUUCAUGGUGGCCGGCAGUCAAUCGGCGGCGCAAGCGGCGUCAGCGGAUGCACAGCAGAUACCGCCGCACGCACCUGAGCACUGCAAACGGGCCGAGCGCCUGGUGCUGCUCGUCCGGGGACUGCAGCUCCUCUCGUCCGGGAUGAAUCUGGCUUCGCAGCAGCUGAGCAACGGCCAGCUAAAGCCGUCGUCCAAUGUGAAGAAUGCUUUGCUCACCAUGAACGCCAAAUACCGGAGCAUGCUGUUCGAAUCGAAACGCCUCAAUGGCAGCGGACUAUUGCAGAAGGCGAAUGCAUUUAACAUAACGGCGGAUAAAAUUCUCUAUGACUACGCACUGGAUAUGUGCCAGGCGGCUGCUCUGGAUGAGCUUCUGAAGAACACGAAGAAUUGCUUCGAGCGCUACAACACGGCACACAUUCUGCUUCAUUCGUUGGUGCAAAAGUGCAAUCAUCCGCAGGACAAAAUGAUGCUGAACAAAUAUCGCGAUGCCGUUGAGAAGCGUUUGAGCAUAUUGCAGCAGCAUGGCUACAUAUACAUGACCGAUGAGAAUGCUUAGUUACUCGGGCGGACAGAGCUUUAUUCCAACCAUGAAGCACCGGCAAUCUUCACAACAUCAACAACAUUUCCUUAAGUUAUCUACCGUUUUCGCUGGGAGUGCAAACAUGUGAUUGAAACAAAAACUACACUAUCCAUACAUAGACCUACAAAUAAUUUAAAAACCAUCCACACCUAAUUUCUGGUCUACAAAGUUUCCCAACAAAAAAAAAGAAGAAAAAAACAGUCCAAUGUAAAUAGUUUGAGCUAUGCAGAUGUAUGUAGUUUUUGUUUUUCUAUAUAAUUUUGCCCCGCGCGGCAACCAUAAUUGUUAAAGCUUAUAACGAGUGCAGAUGCAACAUGAAUAAGGGCAGACAAGAGUCCAUAUAGUCGUAAGAUAACCAUAAAUUAUAUAUAUGUUUACAUAUAUAUAUACACGAAAGCUAACCAAGCAAACCACAUUACAUAACGUAAAGGGCAAUAUGCAAGCCAAACUCAGUUUAAAUCUAUGUUUAAAGGAGGAAGCGGGAGAACCCAGAUCCAUAUAUCAUGUGCUAGAAUUUCUCCGUAGUUGUAAUGCCUAUUUUCU